Messenger RNA from Cladophialophora immunda, 2827 nucleotides. RefSeq lists its product as uncharacterized. Bases 1004 to 2263 code for a protein of 419 amino acids. The transcript has 4 exons. Lineage: Eukaryota; Fungi; Ascomycota; Eurotiomycetes; Chaetothyriales; Herpotrichiellaceae. The record is from RefSeq and is a predicted model, not a curated record.
CACUCACUCACUCACUCACCCACUCACCCACCCACUCGCUCACCCACAGCUGCUGCUUGUCAUGUUGAUCGUUGAUCGUUGAUCGGCUUCACGCCCUCACCUGAAGAACCCACUCGUUGUUGUUUGACUUGUUUGACGGGAUCCCACCACGCCAGGCCGUCACCAGAUACGUCCAACUGCGGCUCCACCCCGGAAAUAAGACCUUCGUCUAUCACUCGCUCUAACUUGCUGGUCAGUCUCUCCUGCAACCUGCGUGCUGCUGCUGCGACUUCUUUUGCGAUACCCUUGCCUUUUGCCCUUUGCCUUUGCCUCUGCCUCUGCCCUGACCUGCCCUGCCCUUGGCCGCUUUCCCAUCUGGUCUUAAUGGGCCAAUUCACUCGCUAGCAUCCGCUCUUCCUCUCUUCCUUCAACCUUCGCUAGUCUACGACCCAGUACUGCUGCUGCUGCGCUGCCAACAUCUGCGCGGCAACCCCGUUCCUUUCAGGUUUUUGUUUCCACCUCCCAUUCACCGUUGCAACAAUAUCUGCACCCUGUACGCAUAGUUCUCAUAUGGUCGGAUAGACUCUCGAACCCCCCUAGAGCUCCCUCGUCGCAUCUCUGCCGCUCCAGUCGAUCCACGUCCAUGUCCGUACGCGCACCUGCGCUUGUCACUCUGUCCAUCUAUUCCAACACCGACCGGUCAUCGCUCUUUCACGUCGAACUCUGCUCUCAAGCACAAACAAUCGACCGAAGAUAAAACCAAGAGAUCUUCCUCAGCUCUACAAGCCCCGCCAGGUCUUCACUGAGUCGAGUUGGGGUGUCCGGCGUCUCGGGUGAUACCUUCCACACAACAGCACCCUUAAUCAACGAACCUCUAAUGCAAUAGACAUCCAUUCGAACCGCUGUCACGCCUGACUGUACGAUUCCGUGGGCGACUCCUUGAUGCGUGACUGAGGAAAAGCAUUGCGAUGCAGUAAGAGGUGGAAGACUCCCCAUCGCUAAAGGCUCAAGCCAAUCCUUCACAAUGGGCUCACUUUGGACCGUCCUGUUCUUAUGCACAGGCUUUGUCUCGCUGUGGGUUACACCAUCUCAAGGCCUCGACAUUUCUUACUGCUCUCCGGACAACAACGCCGGCAGCUACCAAGGCCACUACAACGAGUUCCAAUCAAAUGGAGCCUGUCAACAGCAAUGUCAAGGUUCUUUUGCCUUUGCCGUCCUCCAAGGCUACUACUGCUGGUGCUCCAACUACGUCCCUACUCCCCAGGAAAGCACGUAUAACUGCAACCAGCAAUGUCCUGGCUUUACCUCGGAAUGGUGUGGCAACACCGACUCUGGUCUUUAUGGAUAUUACCUCUUGAGUGCAGGAGUCCCUCUAGGAACCUCGGGUUCGACAUCCAACACCCCCUCCACGACAUCCUCCCCUUCCUCCAGUCCAUCAUCGUCGGUUAGUAUUGAUGCCUCCACCUCCACCCUCACUUCCAAGCCCGCAUCUGCAUCCACGUACUCCUUGGAUACUGGAUCCCCCACUUCUUCCCCUGCUUCUGAUACCUGGAAAACUGCCUCAUCCGUGGUAACAUAUGGAUCGUCUCAGAGUUCUGAUGGGGCUGGCGUUGUGACUUGGUCAAGCGACACCUCGAUGAGCUUAGUGAGCUCCACUACUCCCACGACCCCUCCGCCGUCGACGACAGAUCCGCCAUCAACCUCAAGCAGUCCAACCCCGACUGAAAUAUACACCAGCGUCACCACUGUAACGGGCGAAGUUCGCACUGUGGUUGUGACACCAUCUUCAGCUGCCACCUCGGAUGCCACACUUGGUCAGAGUUCGACUGGCGGUGGCGGCGUCAGUACGGGCAAAGUGGUCGGCAUAGUACUAGGCGUUGCUUUGGGCAUUGGCGGUGUGAUCGGCACUGCAGUGUACCUCUGGUUUCGCAGGCGCCACAAGAAGUUGCAGCAAGAACACGGAUCGGAAACAGCUUACCUUCCUCGCACAGGUGAUAGUUCGCCAUCCAACAACGUUCCGUCGCGGCAAGUUAGUCAGUUGUCGUCGUCAGGCCUAUUGGGGAGUAAGAUUCCCCGAAUCAACACGUCUGGAGUGACUCUGGGCAACGACCUGCGGAGCGCCGACACUAGCUCGACGGGCUUCGAUCGUCGUAGCCUAGGCACCGACCAGAGACUGAACCCUUAUGCGUUGUACAUCCAUGACGAGAGUCGCCUUAGCAAUGUGUCUCUUCAAGACAACCAGGAUUAUUCCAGGCAGUUACGGGUCGCCAAUCCAGACCCUUGAAACACCAAUAUCAUGGUCGACAUCCGGUUAGGUACAACUAAUCUUUAAUGAGAAUCCGCACAGUGAACAAAAGGAGAGGGAUGUGCGCCCCAAGGAAAUGAAUUCUACGACGAGACGAGCUGUCGCUUUGGCGACCUGCAACAGUUGGUACACGCUAUCCCUGAAUCGGAAUUGGAGGCGUUGUGUGGGCGCAUUGUACAUUUUAGCAUAGCAAAAGAUGGCGCAUAGCCACGGGAUACGCAGUGAGGACAUGUACGCAUUCAGACCAGGCGUUCGAUAUAUGGGAGAGGGCACCUUGAGCGGGACGCCGGUUGACGCCCAUGGCGCCCAUCUUGAGCGUCGAAGCAUUUUUGUAUCAUGUCCACGGGCGGGAACAUUGGGCGACCACGUCGAUCUGUACAGGACCUGGUCUGAGUUCUUUUUUCGCCAGGUCUACUUGUAGGUUUGGGCCGAGGAAGGCAUAUGGGUCUAUAUAGAUGAAGACAAAAGUUGGCUCCCCUUUUUCAUUUCUCCGUGUUGAGGCGGUGGGUAGAGACAGGUGGCGAACUGGGGCGCUCAGGUAGC